AUGCUCGUACCACAGUUCCAAAGAGGCACACAUCUGGACUUGUAUGUGUUCUUGUCAGAGCAGCCCUCUUUCAGUCAGUACAGCGACUCCAAAGCCCUCGUAUGGGCAGAGAAGGAUUUCGCACUAGGAACAGAGGCCGAUAGGAAACUCAACAUCACGUAUCACCCAUCUGAGGCAGUGCAGAACAAUGGGACAGUGUAUCUGCACGCCUUCUUUGCACCGACAGGCGUUGCCAUUGACCCGACAGAUCCGUUCUACAAAAAUAACACAGUCUUCUCCAAGUCAGCCAUGCUCAACAGAUACCUGCCGCGGCCCAAGAACAAGACCGGGGUGAACUUGCUUGCCACCACGCAAGCGGAGCAGGUAGAUGCGAGGAAGGCUGACAAGGAGGAGGCGGCCAAGCCGGCAGAGUACAUCAGCUUCAUCAAGCCCUAUGUCAGCAUCGCCCUCAUAGACGACGCCACUGCCUACCCCGCAAACGCUGUGCCUGACCACAUCAAGGAGUACCUGGAUGUGGACUUCGACAUGAUGACGUACAAGCCGUCAGUAUUCUUUAACGAUUUCUGGAUGCUGCGCGACACGCUGGUGCCGGUGAACGAGACGCUCUCGGAGGUGCAAGUGGCGCUGGACCUGCACCAGAUGGCGCUUUGGAAGUUCACCAUCUACGCCCAGAUGGAGAAGAGCUUCCAGAUGCAGAGGGACAUGGGGAUGCAGGCGGACGGCGAGUCGGACGAGCUGAAGCGGGUGCUGCUGGAAGGGAACCCCAUAUUCCUGGCCAUCACCUUCGCGGUGUCCAUGCUGCACUCGGUGUUUGACGUGCUGGCCUUCAAGAACGACAUCGGCUUUUGGCGCAACAAAAAGAGCGUCGAGGGCCUCUCCGUGCGCACCGUCGGAAUCAACUGCUUCUGCCAGGUGGUGAUCAUGCUGUACCUGCUGGAGGAGAACACGAGCUACGUGGUGCUGUUCAGCAGCGGCCUGGGGCUCAUCAUAGAGUUCUGGAAGCUGACGCAGGCCAUGUCCAUCUCCCUGGACACCUCCUGCGGCUACCCCCGCCUGCGCUUUGCCGACAAAUCCUCCUACUCGGAGUCCAAGACGAAGCAGUACGACGCGGAGGCGAUGCGCUACCUGAGCUACGCGCUCUUCCCUCUCGUGGCGGCCUACAGCGUGUACACGCUGCUGUACCAGACGCACCGCUCCUGGUACUCCUGGGUCCUCAACACCCUCGUCGGCGCAGUCUACACCUUCGGCUUCGUGCUCAUGUGCCCGCAGCUGUACCUGAACUACCGCAUGAAGAGCGUGGCGCACCUGCCCUGGCGCCAGCUCACCUACAAGUUCCUCAACACCAUCAUCGACGACCUCUUCGCCUUUGUCAUCAAGAUGCCCACGCUGCACCGUCUCUCAGUCUUCCGCGACGACAUCGUGUUCCUCAUCUUCCUCUACCAGAAGUGGAUCUACGGCGUCGACAAGAAGCGCGCCAACGAGUUUGGGUUCUCAGCAGAGGAGCCAGCCGCUGAGCAGGGGCCAAUCACAGAUGGAACGGAGGCAGCAGCUCCCUCAACAUCUGCUGUUCCUGCAGAAGCCAAGAAGGACAAGUAGCUUUUCUUUGUUGCUAAUGCGCUGCACAUUCAGCAGCUUUCUGUUUGCUCGUUGAUGUUGUAAUCGAGACAUGCAAGAAGCAUUUGCACCUAUUGUACAGGGUCUUUGACCGGAUGGUUGGCUUGAACAUGCACGGCACGCUAGCUAGGCACUGGACAUAUCUUCCUGUACAGCAAUGCAGUCUGUCGUCUGAGACAGAGUGCAUGCUUGCUGAGCCUUGCUCUGUUUUGGUAUUGCUGCAGCUGUGCCUUUAGUGUAGCCAGCUGCACAAUGUACUCAAUUUUUAAGGGUGAGUACCGACGCCAAUCAUUUUUAAUAUGGUGUCAGGACGGUAUGUAACAGCAGAAGAUU
This is a messenger RNA of Coccomyxa subellipsoidea C-169, 1947 nucleotides long. RefSeq names its product cleft lip and palate transmembrane 1. The transcript has 10 exons. The record is from RefSeq and is a predicted model, not a curated record. The coding region runs from base 1 to 1596 and encodes 531 amino acids. Gene Ontology annotation, cellular component: endomembrane system; membrane. NCBI's taxonomy places the organism in Eukaryota, Viridiplantae, Chlorophyta, Trebouxiophyceae, Coccomyxaceae.